AUGGCAGAGCACCCUGUGAGUGGAGAGGCGACAACUUUGUUGCUAAGCGAGCGAGGUGGCGGAACGUCUGAUACGGUCGCUAGCAGUAAUCAAGCGCUCAUGAGAGUGGUGGCUCUAGAGAGCGUGCGUAUAAGCCCUAGGACUCUUGACAUUAUAAAGCACCUACCGCCCACUAUCAACUCGCUGCUGGAGACUGGGACCGAGCUUGGGAAUGUACCCCCGAACGAUGAAAAACUAGCCUUGAGAAUUUCAAACAUUCCUGCAUCUGUCACUCCGGAGCAAUUAGCCAGGUGGCUAAAUGAUUUGAAUGUAUACGAAGAUGGCGCCUCGAGCUCGCGUGGACCAAAGCGUCAGCGGAUCGACAACAUCCGUACACUUUCUCUAGCUCCGUCGCCAUCGUCGGACUACGAUCGCUACCAAGUGGCCACGGUCAACUUUAGGAAACUCCCUUCCGAACUAGAAAUGUGCAGACCUCCUUCGACAUCACUGGUGCCAAUCCAGCUGGGGGAAGAAGAAUCCAGAUUUUCAGCCCUUUUCGACUCCCACUUUGAAGGCCUUACACCACUCAAUAACCCCAAUAACCCUGCUCUCGAUAUCAUUGCAGUUACGGGACUCGCAGGUCAUGCUUUCGGUUCAUGGAGGUCUCCUGACGGUCCAGAAAUGUGGUUGCGGGACUUUGUCCCCAAAGAUUUAGAACAUAGCGCCAGGAUUCUUACCUAUGGAUACAACAAUACACUAGCUACUGAAUCCUCCAAAGUUAGGAUAGGGAACUUGGCUACGUCAUUCUUGGAAGCUCUGAAGAAAGCAAGAAGUCAAAAAGGCACUACUCAACGGCCCAUUGUCUUCAUUGGUCAUAGCCUAGGCGGUGUAGUUAUCAAGAAGGCCCUUCGCAAGGCGGACUGCAGUAGUAUGGAUCUCAAGGAUAUCCACGCCGAUAUUCUUCGUUCUUGCCACGGCAUAAUGUUCUUCGGUGUUCCUAAUCUUACCCUUGAGGUUACAAAUCUGAGAGAAAUGGUUAAAGGGGGGCCAAAUAACCACCUCAUCGAAGAUCUAGGCGGAACCUCCCAGUUCUUAGAAACACUCGGCGAGGAGUUCUGUCGUUAUUUUAAACGGAGACCUAUCAAGAUAACCUGCUUUCACGAGCUAAAAGAUACCUCGACGGUUCAGGUAACGUUAAACAUUUACAAGCCAUUAUUACGUUUCGAGAAGCGCAUGCUAAAGCGGAGGAAAAAUGUAGUUGAACCGGACUAA
Messenger RNA from Morchella sextelata, 1251 nucleotides. RefSeq lists its product as uncharacterized. The record is from RefSeq and is a predicted model, not a curated record. Lineage: Eukaryota; Fungi; Ascomycota; Pezizomycetes; Pezizales; Morchellaceae. The transcript is spliced from 5 exons. Bases 1 to 1251 code for a protein of 416 amino acids.